Uranotaenia lowii is the source of this 585-nucleotide messenger RNA. Its product is annotated as endocuticle structural glycoprotein SgAbd-5-like. Gene Ontology annotation, cellular component: chitin-based extracellular matrix. The record is from RefSeq and is a predicted model, not a curated record. The transcript is spliced from 3 exons. Gene Ontology annotation, molecular function: structural constituent of chitin-based larval cuticle. Bases 77 to 514 code for a protein of 145 amino acids. NCBI's taxonomy places the organism in Eukaryota, Metazoa, Arthropoda, Insecta, Diptera, Culicidae.
CAUCGAUUCAUUAGUGGUAGCAAACAGUCUGGGGCUGAUCGCAUAGCCGAAAGGUUGGAUUGGUGCCUUAGAGAGCAUGGGGCAGGUGAAUUUAAGCAACAUUAUGUUCGCCAAGUGGUUUGGUAAUUUACUGCUUCUCAUUAUGUUGCUGAUUCUAGGAUCAGUGACCUGCAAACCGGUUUCGAAUGAUGGACCUCCGAUUACUACUAGCAGUGGACAGAACAGCAACAAAGACAGCUCGCAGAUUACUAUCGUGCGCUAUGAGAAUACCCGGACGGAAAAGGGAUAUAAAUUCGUGUAUGAAACUAGUGACGGGCAAGUUCGAGAAGAGGAAGGAACUCUCGUUAAAGGUGCUGACGGAAAGGAGUAUAUGACGGUGGAAGGACACUACAGCUAUAUUGGAACGGAUGGAGAGCAGUACGAGCAACACUAUGUGGCCGAUCAGGACGGAUAUAGACCGACAGAACCCCCGAUUGGAAUAUCCAAUAAUGUACUGUUGUCAUUAGUGGGGUAGUGAGAAUUUACAGACUGAUACGAACUUUGUGAUAUAAACUUUGAGAAUGGAAUAAAUGGUGUUUUUUAAUU